AUGGGAUCCAUCAAUCCUACCAAGUCAUACGAUGUUGUUGUCGUGGGUGCCGGCUUCAGUGGAAUGUGGCACCUUUACCAUCUGAGGAAAGAAGGAUUCUCGGUCCACGUAUUCGAAGCGGGCUCUGACUAUGGAGGGACUUGGUACUGGAACUGCUAUCCAGGCGCGAGAGUUGAUACCGAAGUCCCAGUUUAUCAGUUCACCGAGAAGACAUCAGCGGACGAUUGGAACUGGACUCAGCGCUACCCUGGACGAGAUGAGAUCCAGCAGUAUUUCCACCAUGUCAGUCGUUUAUGGGACCUGGAUCGCGAUGUCUCCUUCAAUUCGCAAGUCACAUCCUUGGACUGGGACUCGCCCAAGAAGUCUUGGCUUGUGGAAAUUGCUGGUUCGGGAGAGAUCUUUCGUGCACAGCAUAUUAUCAUGGGGACAGGCUUUGCUGCCAAGCCAUAUAUCCCGCCAUACAAGAACAUCGAAGCUUUCCGAGGAGCCAAGACUCAUUCAGCAAGAUGGCCGAUGGAUGGUAGUCUCGAUGUCAAAGGGAAGCGCGUUGCUGUCAUUGGAACCGGCGCCAGCGGAGUGCAGCUUGUCCAAGCAAUCAGCAAGGUUGCGUCCCAUCUCACGGUCUUUCAGCGAACACCAAAUAUGGCCCUUCCCAUGGGGCAGGGUGAAGUCAAGGAGACGGACAACCAGCGGUUCAAGGAGAACUUCCCAACCACUGUGCAGAAAAUCAACACAACUUAUGCUGGCUUCCUCUACGACUUUGAGCCGUCAAAUGGCAGAGACGCUAGCGAGGAAGAGCGAAAUGAGUUGUGGGAACGGCUCUUUAACCGUGGCGGCCUGCAAUUCUGGCUGGGAAAUUAUCUGGAUGUUUUCGAAGACCGGGAAGUUAAUGCUGCCGCCUAUCGAUUCUGGAGGAAGAAGGUACUGGCCAGGAUCACAAACCCAGAAGCUGCCAAGAUACUUGCACCAGAGGUACCGCCUCACCCGUUCGGGGCUAAACGUGUCAGUCUUGAACAAGGAUAUUUCGAAUGCUUUAACCGCGACAAUGUCACGCUGAUUGAUGCCAGCAAAGCUGGAAAUCCCAUCUCUGAGUUUACCGCUGAAGGUAUAAUUACGAAGGAUGGAGCUGAGCACAAGUUUGACGUUGUUAUCUUUGCAACUGGCUUUGACGCCAUCACGGGAUCUAUGACCAAAAUAGACAUCCGCGGCAAGGAAGGAUCUAUCCGCGAGAAAUGGGGUAAAGGGGUCUACACACACCUUGGAAUGACCACCCACAGCUUCCCCAACUUUUUCUUUGUCUAUGGACCUCAGGCGCCUACAGCCUUCGCCACAGGCCCGGCGUGCACUGAGACCCAGGGUGCUUGGAUAAUUGAAUGUUUGAAAUUUCUCCGAAACGAGAAGUUGAGGGCAAUUGAGCCAACAAGAGAAGCUGAAAUCGAAUGGCGGGAGCACGUGAAUGACGUUACUGGGAAGAGUCUAUUAAUUGAAGCAGAUAGCUGGUAUUUUGGAGGAAACAUCCCAGGCAAGCCGAAGGAGGCACUAAACUACAUGGCAGGAUUGCCUGAGUACAGGAGGAGGAUCUGGGAGAGUGCAAAGUCAAGAUAUUCCGGCUUUGCUCUGGAAUGA
Molecule: messenger RNA, 1626 nt
Organism: Fonsecaea multimorphosa CBS 102226
Lineage: Eukaryota; Fungi; Ascomycota; Eurotiomycetes; Chaetothyriales; Herpotrichiellaceae
Exons: 1
Coding region: 1-1626 (541 amino acids)
Molecular function (GO): oxidoreductase activity
Source: RefSeq, a predicted model, not a curated record